GGGGGAGGGCUCUUGAUCAGGCAACAACUAAGAGGGGUUUCCCUUCCUCCCACUCCCCCCCCCCCCCCCACACACACAAAAACAAACUUUUUCACUGUUUUUUCAAAUACAUUUUUAAUGUUAAUUUAUUGCAGAAUGAUCUUUUUUAAACUGUCUUAUAUUGCAAGUACAGUCUGACAUGGGAGUGAGUAUUUACAAGGAUCUGUAGAAGGACGGCAUGGUGCAGAACGGGCCACCCCUCACAUCACCAGAUGGAUCCAGUAAUGGGAACCCACCAGAGAGAUGUCCCCAUCCUCUGUAUUCCCAGGACUCCACACAGGAACAUCAGGAGAUCCCUCAGGAGGAUCAGGUAGAUGGAUCCAGUAAUGGGAACCCACCAGAGAGAUGUCCCCGUCCUCUGUAUUCCCGGGACUCCACACAGGAACAUCAGGAGAUUCUUCAAGAGGAUCAGGUAGUAAUACAACCU
Messenger RNA from Staurois parvus, 466 nucleotides. Lineage: Eukaryota; Metazoa; Chordata; Amphibia; Anura; Ranidae. The record is from the annotation of a GenBank genome assembly.